AUGUUGAUAUUUAGCAAUUAUUACGAAUUAAAAUUACGUUAAACGAAACGCAUUUCAAAACACCAAUCAGCGUUCAGUGACGUCACUCGUGCUGUGUCAACUUUUAGAAGUUAACUUUGCGAUUAAUAGGCAGUAGUGCUUUAUUUACGUAUUAUUUACGUUUUUAAUAAAAAUGGAAGUUAGAUUUAAUAAAACAGACUCCAAAAAUUUUCCAAAAAAAAUUUUUUGUCGUGAGUGCAGAGUUUUCAAGUGUAGAAAUGAAAGGCACUAUAUUAGUACGGUAUGCAUGAACGUUUUUAAACGUUGUUUGCAUUUUAUUCAGCAAUUUCUAAACAUAGCAGUUAUAAUUUAGCUCAACGAGAGAAUCUUACGGCGAUAACGCAAUCGGUUAUGUGCAAAUUAAAAGAGAUGGAGAUGGAUUAAUUAUGUACAGUGAAAAGUCGAGUUACUCCAGAGCACAAAGUACGAAAAGAAGGUUAUCGUGUUACAGCUGUAAUAAAUGAAGCACAAAGCUUAGUUCUGUCCUGCCAAUGCGAAGAUUGUGCAGCUUCUGCAGGUCAAGUAUUACGACAUUAAUGAAUAAUUAAACUGUUCAAAAAGAAGAUUAUUUUAAAUGCUAUGAGGUAUUUAUUAUCAUGACUAAAACUUUAUCAUAUACAGGUGGGUGCAAGCAUGCUGCUGCACUAUUGCUAUGGUGCACAGAAGGUCUGAGCAGCCUCCAAUUACGUCCGUCACAUGCUAUUGGAAGAAGUCGAAAUUAUCUACAUGUGCUUCUGGAAAAUCUGUCAUAAAAGCCAAAGAAAUGGGUCAAGUUUCAGUCAAUCACAGUUUCUCUCAAGUGGAUAUUUUAUAAGAAUUUGUAGAUGCUGUCAAUAAAAAAGAUUGUCGGGGAAGUAUUCUUCGCUACUUUCAAUAAGACAAGCAUUCAUAAGGUGUGUUCAAGCUUGAUUGGAAAGUUGGACUCUCCAGAAUCAUUUCUUGAAGCAUUAUCAAAGCAAAUGACCACUGAUAAUAUAAAUAUGGUAUUUUCCACCACCAAACAUCAAAGUGAUUCACCAAUGUGGUUUGAGUUGAGGUACGGCAGAAUUACUGGCUCAACUCUUUAUGAAGCCGCUCACUGUAGAACUAUAAAUGGUUCCCUUCUGAACGCAAUUAUGGGAGAACAUUCAAAAUUUACUUCCAUUGCGAUGAGUAGAGGGAAAAUACUAGAAAAAAAAGUUCUCAAAGUAGUAAGCAAGAAAGAAAAGAUUGAAAUUGAAGAAGCUGGACUACUUCUUAAUGCCGAGUAUCCUAUUUUUGGAGCAACACCUGACGGGCUUACAGAAAAUUAUACAAUAGAAGUCAAAUAUCCUUCAACCGAAGCUGCCAUACUUUCCUAUGUGAAAUACAAUAAAAUAACACCAAAAUGUUGUGUGCCAUAUGAUAACAGCAUUGUAUCUGUAAUGAAUAUUGCAAAGAAAUUCUGGAUAGAUGCUGUAUUUCCGAAAUUAAAAGAUAUAUGUAAUAUAUAAGCACAUUUUUUUGUUUUUCAAAUAUUUCAUAAAUUUAUUAAAUAAAACUAUGCUUCAAAAAUAUUGUUUUUUAUUCAAUUUUAAUUAAAGGUGAUUAACAAGUGCACAACAAAUAAUUAUACUAUAGUCUAUUUGGGGUAUGAGAAAAUGAUCUAGGUAUACAGGCAUUUAGAAACUUUGUUAAAGUAGAUGGACACAUAGGCACAAAACAUGAGUCAACACUACUUUUUAUCCGAAUUUUUUCGGUAUUAUGUCUUGUGAUCACUUGAUGUGGAUGGAUAUUCCAUUUUAAAUUAUUACAAAAAACUUAGUGGAAA
Amyelois transitella is the source of this 1828-nucleotide messenger RNA. RefSeq lists its product as uncharacterized. NCBI's taxonomy places the organism in Eukaryota, Metazoa, Arthropoda, Insecta, Lepidoptera, Pyralidae. The transcript is spliced from 4 exons. The coding region runs from base 864 to 1511 and encodes 215 amino acids. The record is from RefSeq and is a predicted model, not a curated record.